Perognathus longimembris pacificus (Pacific pocket mouse) is the source of this 3181-nucleotide messenger RNA. RefSeq names its product nucleoporin 35 (gene Nup35). Gene Ontology annotation, molecular function: single-stranded DNA binding; structural constituent of nuclear pore; phospholipid binding. NCBI's taxonomy places the organism in Eukaryota, Metazoa, Chordata, Mammalia, Rodentia, Heteromyidae. Gene Ontology annotation, cellular component: nuclear membrane; nuclear pore central transport channel; nuclear pore nuclear basket. The coding region runs from base 31 to 1080 and encodes 349 amino acids. Gene Ontology annotation, biological process: nuclear pore organization; NLS-bearing protein import into nucleus; regulation of DNA-templated transcription. The record is from RefSeq and is a predicted model, not a curated record. The transcript is spliced from 9 exons.
AUCAGCGCUCUCCCGCCCCUGGGUGGGUGGAUGGGGGUGUUUCCGCCAUUUUUGAAAAAUUGGAAGGUCCUGGGUUUGACGGUAGUUGCCGCGGUCCAGAUGGCUUCGUUUGCCGUGGAGCCCCAGGCGCUUGCGCUAGGAUCUGAACCAAUGAUGCUGGGUUCACCUACAUCUCCAAAGCCAGGAGUUAAUGCUCAGUUCUUACCUGGAUUUUUAAUGGGGGAUUUGCCUGCUCCGGUGACUCCACAACCUCGAACAAUUAGUGGCCCUUCAGUUGGAGUUAUGGAAAUGAGAUCACCUUUACUUACAGGUGGAUCACCACCACAACCCGUUGUACCAGCUCAUAAAGAUAAAAGCGGAGCUCCACCUGUUAGAAGUAUAUAUGAUGAUAUUUCCAGCCCCGGGCUUGGAUCAACACCUUUAACUUCAAGAAGACAGACAAACAUUUCAGUAAUGCAAAGUCCUCUUGUUGGAGUUACAACUACUCCGGGAGCAGGGCAAAGUGUGUUUAGCCCAGCAAAUAUUGGUCAGCCACGAAAGACGACACUAUCUCCUGCCCAGUUGGAUCCUUUCUAUACCCAAGGAGAUUCUCUGACUUCAGAAGAUCACCUUGAUGACACUUGGGUGACUGUGUUUGGGUUUCCACAAGCAUCUGCAUCUUAUAUAUUGCUACAAUUUGCACAAUACGGAAAUAUCUUAAAACAUGUGAUGUCCAACACAGGAAACUGGAUGCAUAUUCGUUACCAAUCUAAAUUGCAGGCCCGGAAAGCUUUAAGCAAAGAUGGAAAGAUAUUUGGAGAAUCCAUCAUGAUUGGUGUAAAACCAUGCAUUGAUAAAAGUGUCAUGGAAAACAAUGAAAGAUGUUCUUUGUCAUCACCGUCUCUGGCCUUUACACCACCAAUCAAGACCUUAGGCACACCAACACAACCCGGAAGUACUCCUAGGAUUUCUACCAUGAGACCUCUUGCUACAGCAUACAAGGCUUCUACUAGUGACUAUCAGGUUAUUUCUGACAGACAAACGCCAAAAAAAGAUGAAAGUCUUGUAUCGAAAGCAAUGGAGUACAUGUUUGGCUGGUAGAUAAUAAGAGCUACGAGCUUCGCUGUGAAGGAGGAGGUCCCUGCACUAAAACCACAGUUAGCAAAAUACUACCAGUUUUCUUUGGUUAGUUGUAUAACCAUACUUGACAAUGGUGGGUAGCUAUCUCAUAGUCUUCUUUCUGAAGAUUUUUUUCUUUAAUAAUACAUCCUGUUUGUAGCUCGCACUUUAAAAGAUGCUUGAGAUAAAUUUUAAGAAAACAUGAAAAUCACUCGAGAUAGGAUUUUGUGCUUUAUGUGAUAGUGCAUGCACAAAAUUUUAGCAUUGAUUAUUGUAAACUAAGUAAUUGAAUUUGGAGAAUUGUCUCCUAGUUUUCAUGAGAAGGUAAAUUUCAUGAAAGCUGCUUGUAUUUACCAAGACACAGGAUUAUAACUAACAAUUUGAAUUAUGGUCUUUUAAUUGAGAUAGUAUUUAAUAUUCUAAUUACCUUUGUAUAUGUCCUGUUGUCGCUUAUCAUCUUUUAGUACUAUAAAACCCAAACAUCUUUUUAAAAAACCUACUAUUAAAUUUUCUUGAUAAUAAACUUUGUCAAUUAUGUACUGAAUAUAUUUUGAAGUGGUGAUUUGUUAAGCUUUAAUUCUUCACUGAAGUAUAGAAAACAUUAUUAACUUGUAUACCUGUAAUCCAGCUUUAAUUACUAUUAUGUUUUGCCAUUUUUUAUUUAUUUAUAUUUAAGUAGUAGCUCAAAGGGGUUUCAGUUCAACAUGUCCAUUUAUUAUAAGUGCAGUGCAUCUUGAUCUUCCUUCCCUCCCCUUUAUGUUUUGUUUAAAGCACACAUAAAAUGGAAUGCAGUUUUAAUGUAAGUUCUUUAGGAUAUAUUAAAAAUAAAUUACAUUUCCAUAUGUAAUCACAGUGUCCAUAUCCCACUUACCAGUUAAUAAGUUUGCUAAUGUGAAAUAUUCAGUUCAUUUGAACAUUUCAUAAUUGUCUGUAAAAUGAAAUAUUUAUUAUUCAAAUCAUGAUCAAACCAGGUUUACACAUUAUUAUUUAUCUAUCUCUUAGCUGUCUUAGUAAGUUAGUUCAUCCACUUAUCCCCACUCUCCAGCAUACAACAACCUACUGAAGCUGCCCUGUGAGUUGACUGUAGUCUGAGCUCACUCACUAUUUUUUCUAUAUCCUGGAAACCAAAUCUAGAGAAGAUUAGAUUAUCAUUUCUUUUUUAAAAAUAAUACUUGGUAGUCAUAUGCUGCAUAUAAUAUUGAGACAAAACAGAUUUUGAUUUUAUUGAUGUUUUAACUGAUUACUGGGCACAUGUGCAGAAGCCUAACAUCUUCAUUUUAAACUUCACUUUAAUAAUACAUAAUGCUUAAAAAAGCAUGUGGUUUUGAAUCUGUUAUUCCAUUCAGGACUACAAAGUAGUUAUUUUUCUUCUCAAUUUUUGUCAUUUCUGUUGCAUUUAACAAGCUAGAAUUCUUUUGUAUAGAAGAAUCCUGCGCUGCUAGGGCUUUCUGAUUCCCAUGACAUAUGUUCAUACAGAAUGGCAGGACAAAUACAUAAUCCUUUUCAUUUAUUAUUUUUCAGAGUGAUGGUUUGGAAUCAUGACAACUACAAGUGCUAUCCUAUGAGCUUAAGAAUAUUUUUUGCAUCAUUGUUCUUGUAGCAUUUUUUAAAGAAAUUCACUAUUUCAUUUGAAUUAUUUAAUUGCAAUCACUGUUAUUCAUAUUAUCCCCUUUGGCCAAUUAGAUCCUAAUUAAAAUGCCUCUAGUGAUAUAAAGACAUUUAUAAUUGAAAUAAUAUUUGACCAAUAAUGACUUUUGUACAUGUAUCUAGGUAAUCUGUAUAUUUUCAUUUUAUAUGUUUUUUUUAUAAAGCAUGGCUUACACGAUGUAUUAUAUGGGAUAUUUUAUAGAUUUAUAAAACUACAGCAAACUACAAUUAAAGUUUAGUCUUUUGAGAUGAAGUGACCCUAAGGAAACUUGUUUCAUUUUUGUUUUUCAACAAAGUCUCUUAAGGUAUGUAUGUAGUACUUGCUUCACUGGAACUUACAGCCAUUUUGAUUUUGUCUCAUGAGUGCUGAAUUACAGGUGUUUUCCACCAAGCCAAGUUAAUCAGAAAACUUUCACACUGAAGUCAUAUUUUUCCA